Messenger RNA from Marasmius oreades (fairy-ring Marasmius), 1117 nucleotides. RefSeq lists its product as uncharacterized. The transcript is spliced from 6 exons. NCBI's taxonomy places the organism in Eukaryota, Fungi, Basidiomycota, Agaricomycetes, Agaricales, Marasmiaceae. The record is from RefSeq and is a predicted model, not a curated record. Bases 96 to 596 code for a protein of 166 amino acids.
CUCGUUCUAACUUCUUGCUGAUCAAGACACAUCCUCUGCACUACUUAAACUAUUCUAGCAGCGCUCCAAACAUUAGUUCUCUUUCUUCCCCCGCAAUGCCUACGACAUCAAGCUACCCUUCGCCUCUACAUGGGUACGAGAACGCCUCUCCACUGCCUACAGAGAUAAGCGCGGACGGAAAGUCCUUGGUAAAUAUCAAACCCGGCGAAGAUACGCCUUCACCCAGUAAAGCUUACGACGAGUUUGUGGAUCCAAUCAGUAAGAAUGGCGGGUUCGAUUUCCAUGUCUACUUCAUGCAUACGCAGGAGGAUGAGCUGAAAUAUGCACGCGAAUUACAUGAAAGAAUCCGACGGGAAUUUCCAGAGCUCCGGAUCUACCGUCUGUGGGAAAAGCCCAUAGGACCACACCCGACGGGAAUGUUUGAGGUCAACACAUUCAAUCCUCAUCAGACUGGGACGCUAUUUUCGUGGUUGACGAUUCACAGAGGACCCUGUUCUGUUCUGGUCCACCCAAAUACUGGGAAUGCUCUUCAAGAUCAUACAGAACUUAUGGCUUGGAUUGGGCCACCAUGGCCAUUACGUACGGAUGUUCUCUGAUAGCCCCAAAUUUCAGGUGUUUCCCGCUCCCCCUUCAGUCGGUCCAAGUUCAUGUCCUAUCGAGCUGAACGCCGCUGCCCCUUAUGUUCUUCGAUCGCCCCCAUUGAUGGAAUCGUACAUGGUGUCUUUGAGCAAGGGCCCGAUUCUGAUUUCAUAUUUUAAAUUCUGAAAUGAAUACAUGCAAGGUGGAUACCGUAGCUUCAGCUGGGCGCUGCACUUGGGAGCAUCAUUGAAUAUACCAAAAGUUAUCGUUGUCCGUCCCAAUGACUUCCUCAGUCCACUAGCACGACGACCGCAUCACAGGAUGUCAUGUGCUGUCGCGAGAAACGACGUGGAUCAUUUCCGAUUUAUCCAAUCUUCCGAGACCGAGACUCAAUAAGUCAAGCUGAGAUUGUAAAGCCGAGAUAUAAAAGUCGAAGGACAAGAACCGAGCAACUGGAGCUCAAGUUUGGCAGUUGUAUAUAUUGGAUGGCGUAGAUAGGCAGUGCAGAACUGUUGAAACUUCGAGUUCACUAGACAAG